AUUGUCUUUUUGGUUUAUUGUUUUCACAAGCAAAUUGAUCAAUUGGGGGCAUUAACCAAUCGGCGAAGAUGAAGAAAGAGGAUACCGUGAAGCUAAUAAGCGCCGAAGGCUUCGAAUUCAUAAUCGAUAAGAAGGCUGCAAUGGUCUCUCAGACCAUACGUAACAUGCUCACUUCUCCAGGGAGUUUUGCUGAGACAGAACAUGGGGAGGUGACUUUUCCGGAGAUUAGCACCACCAUUCUCGAGAAGAUCUGCCAGUACUUCUACUGGUCCCUUCAAUAUGCAAGUGGCAAGGAAACAGAGUUUCAUAUUGAACCUGAGAUCACUUUGGAAUUGAUGAUGGCUGCAAACUACUUGCACACCUGAGGAACGAUAUGACUUUGGGGCCCAAAGGUAUAAAAGUUCGAACAUAUGCUGUUUCUAGCAUAGCAAUUACCAUUGGAGCUUGUAGGAUGUGGAUACUUUUAGUUGUUGCUGAAUUUGGCACUGUAACAUUCGGUACAUAAGUCGUUUCCAUUUACUGGAGUAUGUAAUAGUAAUUGACACAUUGGGGCCUCUGUUCUAUCUGUCCUAUCGUUAACCCAUUUUAACAGCACUUAUCCCCAUUUGUAUGCAUGUUCAUGUAUCAUGUGGUACUUGAAUUGUUUACAGUAUGAUAUACUCAACGUGCUUA
This is a messenger RNA of Nicotiana tabacum (common tobacco), 672 nucleotides long. RefSeq lists its product as uncharacterized. The record is from RefSeq and is a predicted model, not a curated record. NCBI's taxonomy places the organism in Eukaryota, Viridiplantae, Streptophyta, Magnoliopsida, Solanales, Solanaceae. Gene Ontology annotation, biological process: ubiquitin-dependent protein catabolic process.